GAACUAAUCAAAAACAAAAAAAAAAAAAAGAAGAAAAAAACAAUCAAUUUUAUAAAAAAAUGGUCAAGACUAAUUCAGCCUCACCACCACUGCCCCACUUCUUUUUCUCAUCAUCUUCAUAAUUCAUAGUUUAACUAUAUCUGGGUGUAUUUGAAGUGGGGUUGACUUAGUUUCUGAUAAAGUUUGGAUCUUUGUUCAUCUUUUCAUUACAAACUUGGUGAAAGAUUGGAUCUUUUUAUAGUAAAAGUGGGAAAGUUAUGAUCUUGUUUUGACAAUUUGACAUGGGGUUGACUUUAAUUUCUUUAGUUUUUUUAGAUUUUUGAUUCGUUGAGCAACUUUGGUGGAAAAGAUUGGACCUUUAUGUUACAAAGUGGAAAAAAGGGUAUCUUGAAUCUUGAGUAGUGAGUGAGGCAUAAUGGGGAAUACUUGUGUUGGACCGAAUUUAUCCAAGAAUGGAUUUAUCCAAUCUGUUUCGGCUGCAAUGUGGAGAACCCCACCUGAAGAAACUCCCCGGACUCCUAAUGGAGAAUCUUCGACUCAUAGCAAACAACCAGAAUCCCCAUUACCUGUUCAAAACAAACCACCUGAACAAAUGACUAUUCCAAAACCUGAAAAGAAGCAAGAAGAACAGCCCGUGAAACCCAAAAAAGGUCCCCAAAUGAAGAGGGUAUCGAGUGCCGGGCUUCGUACGGAUUCUGUUUUACAAAGAAAAACUGGAAGUUUGAAGGAAUUUUUCACUUUGGGAAAGAAGUUAGGACAAGGGCAGUUUGGUACAACUUUUCUAUGUAUAGAAAAAGCUACGGGUGAACAAUAUGCUUGUAAAUCUAUUGCAAAAAGGAAGUUGUUGACUGAAGAGGAUGUGGAGGAUGUGAGAAGGGAGAUUCAAAUAAUGCAUCAUUUGGCAGGUCAUCCUAAUGUUAUAGCAAUUAAAGGGGCUUAUGAAGAUGCAAUAGCUGUCCAUGUUGUUAUGGAAUUAUGCGCGGGUGGUGAGCUUUUUGAUAGGAUUAUUCAACGUGGACAUUAUACUGAAAGAAAGGCCUCUGAGCUUACAAGAACCAUUGUUGGGGUCGUGGAGACUUGUCACUCUUUGGGCGUUAUGCAUAGAGAUUUAAAGCCUGAAAAUUUCUUGCUUGUAGAUAAGAAAGAGGAUGCACUUCUUAAAACUAUUGAUUUUGGAUUAUCGGUUUUCUUCAAGCCAGGUGAAACAUUUCAUGACGUGGUUGGCAGCCCAUAUUAUGUUGCACCAGAAGUCUUGAGAAAACGUUAUGGUCCUGAGGCAGAUGUAUGGAGUGCCGGUGUAAUUGUUUACAUCCUUUUAAGUGGAGUACCUCCAUUCUGGGCUGAAACGGAGCAAGGGAUAUUUGAACAAGUACUGCAAGGUGAUCUUGAUUUCUCAUCUGAUCCAUGGCCAAGUAUUUCUGAAGGAGCAAAAGAUCUUGUGAGGAAAAUGCUUAUUCGGGACCCAAAAAGACGAUUAACUGCACAUGAAGUUUUAUGCCAUCCUUGGGUUCAAGUUGAUGGUGUGGCUCCUGAUAAGCCUCUCGACUCGGCAGUUCUAAGUCGAAUGAAACAAUUUUCCGCCAUGAACAAGCUAAAGAAAAUGGCUCUUAGGGUUAUAGCAGAGAGCAUGUCUGAAGAAGAAAUAGCGGGGCUAAAACAAAUGUUUCAGAUGAUUGAUACUGACAACAGUGGUCAAAUUACUUUUGACGAACUCAAAGCUGGACUAAAAAGAGUUGGUGCCAACCUUAAGGAGUCGGAAAUCUAUGAUCUCAUGCAAGCAGCAGAUGUAGAUAAUAGUGGAACAAUUGAUUAUGGGGAAUUUGUUGCUGCAACUUUGCAUCUGAAUAAAAUUGAGAGAGAAGAUCAUCUAUUUGCGGCUUUUUCGUACUUUGAUAAAGAUGGAAGUGGUUAUAUUACUGCUGAUGAGCUUCAACAUGCAUGUGACGAGUUUGGUAUAGAUGCUCGCCUUGAAGAAAUGCUUCAAGAUGUCGACCAAGACAAUGAUGGACGCAUUGACUACAAUGAGUUUGUGGCCAUGAUGCAAGGACAUACAGGUGCCGCACCAAAGAAAAGCCUAGACAAUAGUUUCAGUAUCAAGUUCAGAGAAGCAUUUAAACUAUGAAUAUAUUAUGUUUUCUUUAUUUCUUUCUUUCCUUUUUUGGUUCUUGGUUCUUUUGAUGGAACCGUAGAACUGUACUUUCAUCGAAUUUGCUUUUCAGUUUUGAGUUUGAACUUAUAUUGCAAAUUGUAUUAAGCUCUAUUAUGCUUUAACUUAAAUGUUUAUGAGGGUAAUGUGGUAUAUGGGCUUCUUGUAACCCUUUGUUUCGUAAAGAAAAAAAAACGAUAUUCUUGCAAAGAUACAAAAAGAAACUAUAUAAUGCUGAGUUAAUUUUAA
Molecule: messenger RNA, 2395 nt
Organism: Erigeron canadensis
Lineage: Eukaryota; Viridiplantae; Streptophyta; Magnoliopsida; Asterales; Asteraceae
Product: calcium-dependent protein kinase 1
Exons: 8
Coding region: 416-2122 (568 amino acids)
Biological process (GO): protein autophosphorylation; peptidyl-serine phosphorylation; intracellular signal transduction
Cellular component (GO): cytoplasm; nucleus
Molecular function (GO): calmodulin binding; calcium/calmodulin-dependent protein kinase activity; ATP binding
Source: RefSeq, a predicted model, not a curated record